Messenger RNA from Fundulus heteroclitus (mummichog), 1595 nucleotides. Its product is annotated as NEDD4 family-interacting protein 1-like. The record is from RefSeq and is a predicted model, not a curated record. Lineage: Eukaryota; Metazoa; Chordata; Actinopteri; Cyprinodontiformes; Fundulidae. Gene Ontology annotation, molecular function: WW domain binding. Gene Ontology annotation, cellular component: endoplasmic reticulum; Golgi apparatus; perinuclear region of cytoplasm. The coding region runs from base 165 to 797 and encodes 210 amino acids. Gene Ontology annotation, biological process: vacuolar transport; positive regulation of protein ubiquitination; metal ion transport. The transcript is spliced from 7 exons.
AGCUUUAUGGCAUUAUCAGCUUCCUCUUAACCGACGAGAAGCAGUUUUCCAUUUUGUGGACUGUCGAAUGUUUUAGUUUACACUGUUAUAUAAUUUUGUCUUCGCUAGGGGUUGUUGGUGGCGUAUUCUUCGUUAGUCGUAGAUAACCUAGCAUUUGGAGCGGAAUGGCGGACUCGAGCGCCAGGUACCAGCAGCUGCCCAACGAGGAGGACACAGAUGAGAGUCCCCAGCCUGCAGCCGACGCUCCCCCCCCAUACAGCAGCGUCUCCGUGGACAGUCCUGCCUACUUUGACUACAAGGAAGACGGGGAUUUCCCCAAGCCUCCGUCCUACAACGUAGCGACCACGCUACCUUCCUAUGAUGAAGCAGAAAGAACCAAAGCUGAGACCUCUGCUCCCCUGGCAACUGGAAGAGAUGAAGACUUUGUCAUCAGAGAGGAUUUCGAUGACGCCGAUCAACUGAGGAUAGGAAACGACGGCAUCUUCAUGCUCACGUUCUUCAUGGCCUUCCUCUUCAACUGGAUCGGCUUCUUCCUGUCUUUCUGUCUGACCACUUCGGCGGCCGGACGCUACGGGGCCAUCUCCGGCUUCGGGCUCUCCCUCAUCAAAUGGAUCCUCAUCGUCCGGUUCUCCACGUACUUCCCGGGUUACUUUGAUGGACAGUACUGGCUGUGGUGGGUGUUCCUGGUGUCUGGCAUCUUGCUCUUCCUCCGCGGAUUCAUCAACUACGCCAGGAUCCGCAAGAUGGCCGACACUUUCUCCACUCUGCCCCGCACCCGGGUCCUAUUCAUCUACUGAGCCGUCAAACGACCAGUAUUUGUUGUUUUUCAUGUCUCUUUUAAAACCAUGAAACAAACUCUUGACAUUUUGCAGUCAGAAAGGGCGAGGAGUGUAUUUAGAUUUUUCUUUUUUCCCCCAUCGAAACAAGUUGAACAGUUGAACAAGUUUUUUUUUUUUUUUUUUUUUUUUUUUUUUUUGCUAUAAAACUGAGGGCACAGAAUUUUCUCCAGCACUGAAGCAUAAGUGCUUUCUGUAAUUAUGAAAUUUGAAACGUCUGAAUGAACGCCUUACUGUUUGGUUUAUAGUUGUUCUGCCUUUUAGCCACCAGAGGGCAGUGUUGUAUGCGCCGUGUAUUUCUCCCAACUCGUUGCUCUUUUGUGCGGAAGAGGCCGAUUGUCAGAUCAGGGCUUGGUGGUUGAUUUUUUUUGAUUUACUCAACAUGACAUGAUGCUUUUCUAUUAAACGUGCUUCGAUCUUCCUCGACCAAUGCUGUUUGUCGCUAACAAAAUAAUAAACAAUGCAGUGGAUGUAAGGGGUAAUGUUAACGUUUGUUUUUAUUCAAAUUUUUUUUAUUUGUUUUUAGUUCAGCUGCUAAGAGGACCUUUAAAAAAAUAAAAAUAGUAGGCCAGUGGCCUCAUUUUACUAUAAAGAUUUUUUUCCCCCAUGCAUUCACAAGUCAUCCAUAUAUUUUUAUCUUAUUUCCUGCUGAGAUGUUUUAAGUUGAUCACAGAUAAAGCGUUUUUGGAUAUGUUUAUACUUGUUCUCUGCAUUUAGACGUGCAAUGUGACCUUUUAAGCUAAUAAAUAAUUCCCCACA